AUGGGGAGUCCAUUGAGCCCUGUAAUUGCCAACUUCUACAUGGAGAAAUUUGAAGAAGUUGCUCUCAGCACUGCCGAAAAACAACCGACUUGCUGGCUCAGAUACAUCGACGACACUUUCGUGAUAUGGAGCCAUGGAAAAGACGAACUUCACCGAUUCUUGACUCACAUAAACAGCCAACAUGAGAAUAUCCAAUUUACGAUGGAAACCGAAAACGACGGGAAGUUGCCUUUCCUGGAUGUCUUGGUCAGUCGCAGAGAUGACGGAUCCCUAGGCCAUCGUGUUUAUCGCAAACCUGCACAUACUGAUCGCUAUCUACACAAGGACUCUAAUCACCAUCCUCGACAGAAGAGAGGUGUAAUGAAAACUUUAUUCGUGAGAGCCAACAGAAUCUGCGAACCGACUGCUAUCGAGCAUGAAAUUUCCCACCUCACAAAUGUUUUCCAAGCCAACGGUUUUUCAAAGCAAGAGAUCAAAAGAGCCUUCCACCCCAAAAUAAAAAAACAGCCACUUAAAGAAGAUCCGAUCAAGUCCACAGCCUACCUCCCCUACGUUGAGGACGUUACUGAUAGAAUCGAAAGACUUCUGCGACGCCACAACAUCAAGACUGUUUUCAAACCCACCCACCGAACCAGCGACUUAUUACGAUCUGUGAAAGAUGCAAGAGAUCCCUUGUCCGCCGCAGGUGUUUACAAGAUUCCCUGUUCCUGCGGAUCUACCUAUAUUGGAACUACUAAGAGAAGCGUCAACACUAGAAUCAAAGAACAUCAAAGAAAUUGCCGACUAGGCCACAAUCAGAAGGUUGUGGGCACUGGAAACAGCUUACCAGAUGAGGUUGUAAUGAGCAAGGAGGUAGAUAACUUUGAAAAGGUCACUGAUCUUGAUUGGGGACUAUAA
Messenger RNA from Uloborus diversus, 897 nucleotides. RefSeq lists its product as uncharacterized. Bases 1 to 897 code for a protein of 298 amino acids. The record is from RefSeq and is a predicted model, not a curated record. NCBI's taxonomy places the organism in Eukaryota, Metazoa, Arthropoda, Arachnida, Araneae, Uloboridae. The transcript has 2 exons.